AUGGAGACGGACAUCCUGAAAUACAUCCUGAACACCGGAGGAGCAGUGGUCACCCAGGACCUGCUGUUCAACCUGUGCGACGCCUCCACCCUGCUGCAGCUGCUGGGGAGAGAUGACAAGCUGGUGUCGUGUUCUGUCAGCGGCACUCCGAAGGUGGUGGCCCGGACCCAGGUGAAGCUGUGCCGGGUCAGAGAGUGCCUGGGCUGCGCGGAUCUGCACCUGUGUAAAAGCUUCCUCAUGUCCGGAGUGUGCCAGUUCAGCCAGCUCAGCAGGAGGAGAGGAUGUCUGUUUUCACAUGACUUGAAUUCGACCCACAACAUGAGGGUUCUGAAGGCGUAUGGACUGGAGACUCUGACAAGGACCGAGCUUUGUCUCCUCCUGUUGCAAAGUGAUGUCACACUGCUGCCACAGAUUUGUUAUGAGUACAACAACAAUUUGAGCGGCCAGUGCAGUGCGAGUUGCCAUCGUCUCCACAUUUGCGAGAAGGCUUUGAGUGGAGACUGCAGCUGCUUCAGGGCACACGACUUCCUCGACCCCCAGCCCCUCAAGCUGCUCCAGGACAGACUUAUCCCACAGCACCUGUUCCCCUCCUUAAAGUCCCUGUACAUCAACAAGGAGGCGCUGAGGCUGGUAAAUAAACAGGCUGGCCGUAGUCUGUCAAGAAGAGCGGUGUCUUGCGGCGAUCUCCUGGGAGCUGUGGAGUCCAACGAGGAUGGAGAUGCUGAUAAAAGUGAGAUCUGCAUGUUCUUCAUCAAAGGACACUGCAAACAUGAAGAUCGCUGUUUCAAAGCUCAUGACAAGAUGCCGUACCGCUGGGAGAUCAAGCAGGACGGGCAGUGGACUCACAUGGCUGAUAACGAGAGCAUUGAGAGAGACUACUGUGACCCUCUGAAAACAUACAGCUCGACCAGUCCUCCUGUGCACUUCGACACCAUGAGAUGUAAUUCCAAUGAAGUGAGGCGUCUCUCCACUGUGAACUCUGUGCUGCAGCCGGACUUCAUCCACACCACAGACUGGCUCUGGUACUGGGAGGACGAGUAUGGCAAGUGGUACCAGUAUGCUGCUUUGACGAGUGAGCACCGAAUGGCCAGUAUCAGCAGCACACAACUGGAGCAAAUAUAUGUGCAGAAGGAUCAGGAGGCAGUGGAGUUUACUGCGGGAUCGCAUACGUAUUCUAUCAGUUUCCAAGACAUGAUUCAGACCAACCUAAAGUUUAAGACUAAGAGACUGGUGAGGAGGCGGCCGCGCUUUGUAUCUGCAGUGGAAGUCCAGACCACCAGAAAACGUCCAACCUCUAUUCCUGAUUACUGGGACAAAACACAGCUCCCUCAAACCGGAUUCAAGAGGGUGAGUCUGCAGCCCUCUACAGAGGAAUAUAAAGAGAUUCAGGAGCUUUUCUCUCAGACCAUGACAAGUUGUGAUAUCCUCCACCUGGAGAGGAUCCAGAACAAGGCCCUGUGGGAAGCCUAUCAGCUCAAAAAGAUACACAUGAAAAACAACAGUAGAAAACCAGUGUUGGAGAAGAAGCUUUUCCACGGGACUGACCCCAAGUAUGUGGAUACCAUCUGCGCCACAAACUUUGACUGGAGAGUGUGCGGAGUCAAUGGAACUGCUUAUGGCCAAGGAAGCUACUUUGCCCGGGACGCCUCCUACUCCCAUCGCUACACUGGCACCUCCCAUGAGCGCCACAUGUUUGUGUCACGGGUAUUGGUCGGCGAAUUCACCAAAGGCUCCACCGACUUCCGGCGGCCCCCUUCCAAAGAUGCUGGAGAUGUAAACCUGUUCGACAGCUGGCCAGCACCGACCAAUCGGCGAGAGUGGGGCGACUGCGGCGACGGCCUCUGGCUGCGCACCCUCACGUUCCGUGCGUUCCCGGCAUGCAUUGUGGCGAGGCAGGCGGAGAGAGGAGUGAUACAGGAGGAGGAGGAGGAGAGAGAAGAGAGGACCACUGACUACAGGCGCAGGAGCGUGGAGCUGGGCUUUCCCCUGAUCCACAGCUGUGCCCCUACUGCAGCUCUCAUGGAUGGACGGAUGGAGGAGAGGAGAGGUGAGGAGAAAAGGGGGCUACUAUCUGCUUCAUGGUUUCAUCACUGCUCCGCUACAGCCCGUCAGUGA
This is a messenger RNA of Knipowitschia caucasica, 2115 nucleotides long. NCBI's taxonomy places the organism in Eukaryota, Metazoa, Chordata, Actinopteri, Gobiiformes, Gobiidae. The record is from the annotation of a GenBank genome assembly.